UCUCCUUCUAACGCAGGUAAGGAUGCCUGUCGAGAGAAUGCGGAUGCGCCCAUGGCUGGAAGAGCAAAUAAAUUCCAACACAAUACCAGGGCUGAAAUGGCUAAAUAAGGAAAAGAAGAUUUUUCAGAUUCCCUGGAUGCAUGCUGCAAGACAUGGGUGGGAUGUUGAAAAAGAUGCUCCUUUAUUUAGAAACUGGGCAAUUCACACAGGAAAAUACCAGUCAGGAGUAGAUAAACCUGAUCCAAAAACAUGGAAGGCAAACUUCCGAUGUGCUAUGAACUCUUUGCCUGAUAUAGAAGAAGUGAAGGACAAAAGUAUAAAGAAAGGAAACAAUGCCUUCAGGGUGUACCGGAUGCUGCCGCUGUCUGAGAGACCGUCCAAAAAAGGUAGGCGAGAGACCCUGUUAAUGUCCAAAUGGUGUUGGGUAGAUUGUUAUGACUUUGUCAGUGAAAACUACUGA
Molecule: messenger RNA, 460 nt
Organism: Tinamus guttatus (white-throated tinamou)
Lineage: Eukaryota; Metazoa; Chordata; Aves; Tinamiformes; Tinamidae
Source: RefSeq, a predicted model, not a curated record